AAGAAAGAAAGAGCAUGUGUAUAAGAGAGAGAGAGAGAGAAAGAGAGAUGAAGAGAGAAAGAGAUAAAGAGAGAGAGAAAGAGAGAGAAAUAUAUAUACAUAUAUAUAGAGAGAGAAAGAGAGAGCGUGCGUGAGAGAGAGAGAGAGAGAGAGAGAGAGAGAGAGAGAAAGGGCGGGACAGAGGGUGAUGAGGGUGGAGGGCGGUGGACCAGGAGCAGGAGGGAGAGACUCGGCUUCGAAUCAGGGGGUUGCUUUCAGAGGACUACGCAGUGCUCUCUCGUCUCGCGAGCCGAGAGAACGGGAGGACGAGAGAGGAUCGUUGGUCGUGUCGAAUUGCAUCGCUAUGCUUCGCAUCGCAUCGUAACGUAUCGUAUGGUAUCGUAUCGUAUCGUAUCGUAUCGUAUCGUAUCGUAUCGUAUCGUAUCGUAUCGUAUCGUAUCGUAUCGCGUCGUAUCGUAUCGUAUCGCAGUCGGGAAAAGUUGGGCUGCAAACUGACCGGCCGCGAAACCCUUUUGAUAGAUCUCGCUACCCUUCGAAGAAUUUAACCCUUAGCAACCUCCCUUUUCACUCUCUUUGCUCUUCACCCUUGAUAUAUAUAUAUAUACAUAUAUACAUAUAUAUAUAUAUAUACACGUCAUCUAUCACUAACCCUUUUUACCCGCCAAAAACGUUUUAUCCGGAAGUAAGCUGAUCAUCUUCCUUGUUAUUUGUCUUUUUUCUCUCUCUCUCUCUCUCUCUCUCUCUCUCUUGUUCUUUCUUUCUCUAUCUCUAUCUCUAUCUGAAGUUCUAUCUCCAUCUGUUUUUCUCAACAACGACGACGACAACGUCUCUCUCAACGUACACUCCUCUCCUAUGACACACCCCCUCGAGUACUCUGAACGUGACGAUCUCGAGGGAUGAAGCCUCGACCGCUGAUUAACACGUCUGGAUUUAGAGAUCGCUCGAUGGGAAUAAGUUAACGCUUACGGAAAGCCCACGGCGAGGUCUUUGAGAUUACUUCUUUCCCGUUUGGGAUUUGACCACUCAUCCCGAUGACUCCCGAAGUGUGACUUUAAAACUUUUGGUGAUAAAUACGAAUGGAAUAAUCGAACAGGAAAUAAUAUAAAUGAUCUAGAUAUUCGUAUACCUCAUAUAUAUAUAAUAAUAAUAAUAAUAAAAUAUAUAUAUAUAUGAUUUGAGACAGUGAGAAAAGUGAUUCGGAAUUUCGAAAAUCUCUUUAAACACAGACGUCUAUGAUACUAACGUAAGACGAAAUAUAAUCGUCUAUCCCGACUAAAUUCGAAACAAGAAUGGAAGAAGAGAAAACGGUUGGAUCUAUUUAUACCAAAGGCCAGAGAGUUGCGAUUGGUGGCUGAAGUUGUGCUUCGAGGAUCUGAUUGGUUCGUUCGGUUUCACAAAAACGUUCGGGGAAAAAAGGGAAAAAGAAAAAGAAGAGGAAGAAAGAAAGAAAGGAGAAAAGGAAAAGGAAAAAGCAAAAAAGAAAAGAAACGUACAAAAGAAGACUAAAGUGAGAGAAAGACAUGUGCGAUGGAUAAAGUUCAAAGAUCGAAGGGACGAUACGAAGGGCAAGGACGAAGACCUUACAAAAGUCAGAGUUGGCAGGGAACAUCAAAAGGAUGAUACUUUAUUUUCUUCGACGAGAACGGUCUCGAUCGAUCGUAAGGCCCCACGUUUCAUUCGUUUAAACGUUCUCUACCCUCGGUGUAAGAAGAGUCGAGCCAAUUAGGAGCAAAGCAUCUCGAGACGUGAACGAAAAGGUGCGAAAAGGGGACAAAAAGGGAACAACAUACCAAGGGUAAAGUCUAUUCGGAUAGAAAAGGAAAAAAGAGAAAAGAAAAAAAACAAAAAAGGAAAGAGACAUACGACGUGGGAUCUUUUGAAGAAAUGGCCGCUGGCUCAGCGGUGGCAAUGAUAGGAGCAAAUUUAAGGUUUGGCAUCGGUGCCUCCGGAAACGUAACAUCCAACGCCACCAAAGUAUUUCAGUGUCAUCCCGGUGGUGUUGCUGAAGCAACUGUUAUAUUCAGUCUUGGUGCCCUUGGAAUGGGUGCUAAUAUCAUACUUAUGUCAUUGAUACUAGUGAAACGACAGUUACGAAGAUGGUCUCAGGGCUUAUUAUUUCAUCAAGCUAUGGUGGAUUGUGCAAGAGCUGCAAUUUUACUACCCCUGGGCUCGAGUAUUUUGAAUUGUCAGCCAGUUAACAAAUGCUCUCUAGUCGAAACAGCUUUCCUACUACUUGUAACAGUUUCAACAGUGAAUAUGCUUACAACUGUGUUAAAUGAUAGUCCCAUAUUCCCUGAGAGCGAUGAGGAAGUUGAGUUAACCGCUCCUUUACUUAUGGAUUCACCGCAGUGUGUACUAUUUGGUACCUUUAUGAUAUGGUUCGCUAGCAUAACCAUAAAUCUUGGUCCGACGUUUCUAAGCGGUGCACUGGCAGCCAACACAGAAAGUGGACACAAUGCACCGAGCUGUCCACUGGUGCAUGGUCCCUUUCGUCACUACAUUCUCAACGUUCUUUGGAUCGUCAUAAAUAUAAUCUGUGUGGCACUCACACUUUUUCAUUUACGAAAACUACACAGAGACUUGACAAAAGCUAAUAUAGAAGCGGUUCGUGUAGCUGAUCUUGUUACUACAUUGGUCCACGUCACUGGUGCUCACCAAAGAGGAUCGAGUACCGUUCCUUGUGAAGAUGACACGAACGAUGCUCGAACUCCAGUGACACCAAAAAGAAGCAAUGCUCUGGAGGAGUACAGAAAGAUGAGAAAUUAUUUGAGAAGAAUGGAACAGGAGGGUGUGCAAAGGGUAAAAAUGUUCCUGGUUAUUACUGCAGCGUACGUGAUAUUUUGGGGACCACUAUUUUUCGUCACGCUAGUGCAUCAUCCUAUCAUAGGAAACGCGAUUGGUUAUGAGGUCACUUUGCACAUAGCUUAUGUGCAUGCCUUCGUCAAUCCAACCCUUUUUUUGACCUUACAUAAAGGUCUAAGACAAGGAAUGUCGGAUGUCUGUUGUACCUGUUGCGAGAGCAUAGCUCGGUGGAUUUUAGGUACUACAGCAAAUAAUACUAUCCAAAGUGUACAACCACCAAGAUAUGAACCACCAUUGAACGUACCAUCUCCACCGGAUCCACCCUUAGUACAGCCUAUAUCAACAGCUGCUUGCGAUCUCACUGAUGUUGCACUUUUGAAACCACCUUUACCACCUAACGCUAAACAUCUAGUCGUUGAGGAUCAAGUUCCACCAGAUCCAUGGAGUUUAAUUUCAAGACCGAAAAGUACGUCGAGUCUUUAUGAGGAAGAAUUAUCAAGAAGACCUAGUCUUUUGUUACCACCACCACCACAACUGAAUGAUCUACAAAUGACGAGUCCUACUAGCAGCGAUCUACCCAGUGAAUAAAACUUUCGAACUAUUAUAUAUAUAUCGAUAUUAUUAUAUAUAUACAUAUAUAAAAAAAAAAGAGAGAAAGAAAAAAAAUUCUCGUUUAAUCAAAGGGAAGAUUAUUGUAUCGUGAAAAUGGACAAACUAUUUGUCCGCUAUGUUUCCUCGUAAAAAAAAAAAGAGAGAGAGAGAGAGAGAGAGAAAGAAAAACGAAAUAAAUCUUUCUAAUCGGAUUAAAACGAAGGGUCAUCAUCGUGAAAACGUAAUCGAUUUAGGAUAUCUAUCUUGAAAUUUCUUCAAUAUUGCACAAACUCUAACUCGAAAAAAAAAGAAAAAAAAACAAAAAAAAAACAAAAA
Molecule: messenger RNA, 3729 nt
Organism: Vespula vulgaris
Lineage: Eukaryota; Metazoa; Arthropoda; Insecta; Hymenoptera; Vespidae
Exons: 10
Coding region: 1885-3390 (501 amino acids)
Biological process (GO): G protein-coupled receptor signaling pathway
Cellular component (GO): neuron projection; membrane
Molecular function (GO): G protein-coupled receptor activity; peptide binding
Source: RefSeq, a predicted model, not a curated record